UUGAUAAAGUAUAUUCAGUCAGUUGUGCCACUCUUCCCAGAUAUGUCGUUAGUACAUUUUUGUUCGAUGAAGGUUUUCAGAUGAUUUAUAAAUUUAUCGUGUGAUAAGUUUUUGGCCACAUUGUAUUUUUUUUUUAUUCUUCAAGCUGUUUUCAUUUGUUCGCAAAAGUGCUAAAUGAAAUGUGAUGAUGAAGUUUUUAUUGACUUUCAAAAAAACGCUGAAUUGGAAAUUUAAAAUAUUUGUGCAAUAAGUUCUAGAUGAACCUUUUUUUUUUUGCAAAUUCAUAGGAAAAUUAAUACUACCAAGGAUACAGUUAGAAUUGUGGUAAUAUAAUAUCUUGGUAAAUUUAGUUUUUUCAACGAGUGGCACGUGAAUUGAAAGAAAAAAACCCACAUUUACUUAAUACAAGUGCGAUAUCUCAAGUGAAAAGUACCUAUUAUUUUUUGUGUGAGAUCUUCAAGAAAAUUUAGAAUUAAAUAAAUAUUGUGAUAGUAGUGUUGAUAGUGUUGAAAACUACGAUAUAAAAAAAAUAUCAAAUAUAUAAGAAUUAUGCAAAUAAUUUGCUCAAGAACAGUAACUUCAAUAAAAAGAUGUUUCGAGCAUUGAAACGCAAGCUAAAAACAGGGAAAGGAAGGCCACCUGUGAAAAAUGACGAGGCUGGCAGAAGUACAGAUUAUGAUUUGUCAUCCCAAGAGAUUUCACAACGUCCACCACGUUAUAUUGAAGUGCAACACGGAAAUAUAUUUCUCAGUUCGCAUCCACAGAUAUCGCCAACGGAAAAGGUUCCCGAAGGGGACUUAGAUAAGAUACGUUAUAAAAUGUUCCAGGUGGAGAAUUCUUCAGUUCCAUAUCAGGAGAGAAUUAGCGAACUGGAAGAUGCGGUUUGUCGACUGCAAAAAAUUGUGUAUCAAAGCCAAACAGGAUUUUCCACAGCAGAGAAAGAAUUGUUGGAGCAAAUUGAGAACAUGAAAAAAACCCAAAUGGCCAAAGACAAGAGAACAAUGCAAAUUUGUUGGGAACAUCGAGCACUUCAGGAGAAAUUUGUGAGGCAGGAAAGAGUUUUGCUGAGUCUUCAGCAUGAAAAUCGAUCGUUGCAGAAGAGGAUAGUCCAAUAUGAGCAUUGCUUGGAUGAUGUAUCCGAGAGAGUGGUGCAUGCAAUAAUGGCUGAAGAUCGUCUUCGGGCAGAAUUUGCAUUGCUCAAAAAUCGAAUGAGAGAUCUGGAAGUGAAGAAUACCACGUCGGGAUCAAUGGGUAGUCCAGCGAGGGGGAAAGAUGAGGGAUAUUGUACAAUGAGUUCAGGUCCUUUGCCAUCGACCCUGGAAAAUCUUCCUGAAGAGCCAGAACAGUGGAUUCUGUCGGAUGGUGGUCACUCGGCAGACAUGGAAGACUGGAGUCUGUCGCAGGAGGAAUUGGUGGCACAGUUGGAGGAGGAGGAUUCCAAUGAGUGGACAUGGAGAAAUUCUCAGUUUGCUCCGUUGAAUAUGGACGCAAAAUGUGAGGAGAUUUCAACAUUGUUGGAGGAAGAAAUUGUUUAUUCAGAAAGUGAAGAGUUGCCGUGCAAAGAUUUCACGUCCGAUUUCUACAAACUCGUUAAUAUUCAGUCGGAAAGCUGUAAAAGUCUCAUGCUGGAAGAUAGUGAUGCAGCUAAGAUUGACUCAGAUUCUGAUGCAGCAGAACAAUGUUCUUCUCUCAGUGAAAUGGGACAGGAACAAUUGUGCAGUUGUUCAUCCAGUGACGAGUCCACAGAAAUGCAUUUCUCUGCCAAACUUCCCAGUGCACAGAUUUCCAAGAGUCUUCAGGAACAAAAGAGGCAAUAUGCUUUUCCUAAACAGUGGAGAAGGAGUUUUGGGUGGAGAAAGGUCCCUAUACAAACCAAUGAAUCUACCAACGUAGAAGGAGAAUGAAGAAUUUUCCGUAGAUUUUAUAAAUCAUACUCAAAGAUUCAAGGAAUUCAAUUUAAAUAAAAAAAAAGACUUUCUUGACUUUUCUACUUCUACUUACGUAGUAAGUUAAUGGUUUCGAGAAAAUAUAAUAAAUAUUUAACAGGAUAAUUAGAAAUAGUGAAGAAGGCUAUUAUUAUAUUAUCACUGCCUAAAAAAAAACUUUGAGUAAGAAAAA
Molecule: messenger RNA, 2118 nt
Organism: Phlebotomus papatasi
Lineage: Eukaryota; Metazoa; Arthropoda; Insecta; Diptera; Psychodidae
Exons: 7
Coding region: 591-1904 (437 amino acids)
Source: RefSeq, a predicted model, not a curated record